Molecule: messenger RNA, 3402 nt
Organism: Carassius carassius (crucian carp)
Lineage: Eukaryota; Metazoa; Chordata; Actinopteri; Cypriniformes; Cyprinidae
Product: ectonucleoside triphosphate diphosphohydrolase 4-like
Exons: 13
Coding region: 416-2275 (619 amino acids)
Biological process (GO): nucleoside diphosphate catabolic process
Cellular component (GO): membrane
Molecular function (GO): nucleoside diphosphate phosphatase activity
Source: RefSeq, a predicted model, not a curated record
AUUGACACGCACGCGCACUGAUCGUUUUUUAUUCCUGGGCUAAACUGUUGAUCGGUAACUACCGGGAAUUAGCGGCUUCUCUCCGCCACAUUUGAACGAUCAUCACUGCCAGAGGAAUUAAAGUUCCAUAUUAAUGUGUUUAUCGAGAGGAGUUCAAUCAUGGGACGACAGAAUUCAUAAAACACAGAGGGCGGUUGAAUUAUCGAUGCAUUCGUCCCAGAUGUAACAUUAGCCGUACGGGCAUGCCACGUCUCCCCAGCACACCUGAACUCGUGUGAAAGCUCCUGAUGAUGAUGAUGAGAACGAAGGUGAGGAUGUCUUGAAAUGUGACGUCAUGGAGGAAUACACUUGUACUGAGAAGAAGCUGCUAGUAAAGGUUUGAUUCGUCCACAUCACCUCUUCAUCCGCUCCAGCAAUGGGAAGGAUUAGCAUUUCCUGUCUGUUUCCAGCAUCGUGGCACUUCAGCCUGUCUCCGGUGGUUCUGCCGCGGUUCCUGUUGCCUUCCUUCAGGCAGCUGCUGCUGCUGGGUCUGUUGGCUGGUGUGAUGGGGCUGCUGUACCUGCUGCUGGUCACAGGGAAGGGCCAGUACAGCUGGUUAAGAGAGGACAGACACAUCCAUACACGUUUGGGUCGGGUGCCAGACAUGGAGGCCACGGACACCAAUAACCCCAACCUGAACUACGGGCUGGUGGUGGACUGUGGCAGCAGUGGCUCCCGUGUGUUUGUGUACACCUGGCCUCGGCACAACGGCAACCUGCAUGAGCUCCUGGACAUCAAACAGAUGCGAGACAAGCACAGGAAGCCUGUAGUGAUGAAGAUCAAACCAGGUAUUUCAGAGUACGCAUCCACACCAGACAAGGCCAGCGACUACAUCAGCCCUCUGCUGAGCUUUGCUGCUCUGCACAUCCCUAAGAACAAGCACCAGGAAACACCUCUCUACAUCCUGUGCACCGCAGGAAUGAGAGUCCUGCCUGAAAGCCAACAGGAGGCCCUGCUGGAGGAUUUGCGGACUGACAUUCCUGUAAAUUUCAACUUUCUGUUCUCCGACUCCCAUGUGGAAGUCAUCUCAGGCAAACAGGAAGGAGUAUAUGCAUGGAUAGGUAUCAACUUUGUUCUGGGACGAUUCCAUCAUGUUGAGGACGAACAUGAGGCCGUGGUGGAGGUGCAGGUCCCUGGCAGUGACCAGCAGGAGACACUGGUGCGCAAGCGUACGGCUGGUGUAUUGGACAUGGGUGGUGUCUCCACUCAGAUCGCAUACGAAGUGCCCAAAACUGUAAGCUUUGCUUCUCCACAACAGGAAGAGAUAGCCAAGAAUUUGCUGGCCGAGUUUAACCUGGGCUGUGACGCUCACAGAACAGAGCAUGUGUACCGUGUUUAUGUCUCAACAUUUUUGGGUUUUGGUGGAAAUGCGGCCCGCCAGAGAUAUGAAGAAAACCUCAUCAGCAACACACAAAUCCAAAACAAGCUGCUGGGUCAGCAUCAAGGAGAGAGCACAGACUCGCCCAUCCUUGACCCCUGUCUACCAGCUGACCUCCAGGACGAGGUGGGUCCUCAGGACCAGAGAGUUCACCUGAGAGGCACUGGAGACUUCGACCGCUGCCGUCUGCUGCUCCAGCCGUUCCUCAACCGCACCAACGACACCAACACCUCGCUGAACGGAGUCUACCAGCCACCCAUCGACUUCACCAACAGCCAGUUCUAUGGCUUCUCUGAGUUCUACUACUGUACAGAAGAUGUGCUGCGCAUGGGAGGAGACUACAACUCCACCAAAUAUUCCAACGCUGCUAAGAGUUACUGUGCCACCCAGUGGAAGACUUUGAAAGAACGGUUUGAUCGAGGACUUUACGCCUCGCAUGCUGAUCAACAUAGAUUGAAGUAUCAGUGCUUCAAAUCUGCGUGGAUGUAUGAGGUGCUCCACUCAGGUUUCGCGUUUCCAGCGGCCUACGAGAAUCUCAGGACGGCCCUGCUGGUGUAUGACAAAGAAGUGCAGUGGACACUAGGAGCCAUUUUGUACCGCACACGUUUUCUACCUCUAAGGGACAUCCAGCAGGAGAGUCUGAAGAGCUCUCACUCUCACUGGCAUCACAGCUUCUCCUUCAUGAACAACCACUAUCUGUUCUUGGCCUGUUUUCUGGUGGUGGUUUUGUCAAUCCUCCUCUACCUGCUCCGUCUGAGACGCAUACACAACCGCUCCACACUCCUGCGCAGUGCUUCUGCUUCCGUCAAGUGGCUGGAGGAGGGCCUGGGUUCACCAGACCUCCCUGUUACCCUAUAGGCCCUGCGGCCUGUCAAUCAAACUACCGGCCAGUCACUGGAGGAGAUGCACCUCUCCCAUGAUUUGUUUUUUGAAACACUUUGUCAUGGUUUAGCAUCCUAUCAAGUCUUUCUCCUACAGUCAUGAUGUCAGCCUCUCACUGGCCAGUUUUGCAUUUUCCCAGAAUAAUUUGCAAGGGAUUCUACAUGACGUGUACAGUCAAGCUUUGGUGUAAUGUGAAGACUGCAGCUUGGGAAAGGACUGUAUGGCUGCCUCUGAUCAGCUGUGAUGUUUAGUUGUUUAUUUAUUAAUUGUAUAAGGGGUGCUGAGGCUGCCUUUUGAUUUUCAGUGUCACUAUCAAUGUGAAAGAGGACAUGAUGUGACUAUAUAUGUGUCCGUUGUCUAGACAAGGUUCUGCUGGCUGUUGCCUCAAGACUGUACGCAUAAUUGAACAUUUAUUAAAUGUUUUGGUUGUGCCAAGGAAAAACAGAGUGAGAGUCAUUUUAAAAGAUGAAUAUGAAAUGUUUUUUCCACCAAAACCUUUUUUCUUCUCUCUGUCUCUUUCGCUUUCUGUUCAAUACAUUAGAAACUCAUGUCUUGGAACUUUUUUCUUGGACACUGAAGUUGGACUGUGCCGAUAUCAUGGUAGAAUGUAAAAUUCCUUUUAAAACGUAAAAACACCGGCCACAAUUAGAAAGAUGUGGCAAAUUUAUCAAAUAAUUCAAGUUCACUUUUUUUCUACCUUAAAACACCUUUCCAUGAAUUAUGUUUCCAUGAUCAGCACUCCAUGGAGGAAUGUUGAGAGAGAAAGAGGAAAUGGCUCUUAUUUAAUUUGUUUCUUGUUAAAGGUAGAUUGUUUCAAUAGUGAAAAUUACAGUGUUACAGUGUCAGAAUUACUGCUUUAUCAUUGGUACUGCUUAUUACUUGUCUGUAAGUAUGUGGGAUUGUGAGCAUUGAUUUUAUUUAAUUUUUCUAUUUUACCUAUCAGUUCUAUGACUUCACAUUGGGGUGGAGCUGUAAAUGUUGUUAUUUAAACUUGAAGAGCUCCAUGAUGAGAAUCAGUGCAAUAUAUUUGCAUCUUUGCAUGUCAGAAUUCCAGCUUGCAGUUUAUAAGUUCACCCACAAAUAAAUUGUCAUGUUCUUCCAAA